Molecule: messenger RNA, 1019 nt
Organism: Melitaea cinxia (Glanville fritillary)
Lineage: Eukaryota; Metazoa; Arthropoda; Insecta; Lepidoptera; Nymphalidae
Product: alpha-tocopherol transfer protein-like
Exons: 6
Coding region: 1-930 (309 amino acids)
Cellular component (GO): membrane
Molecular function (GO): phosphatidylinositol bisphosphate binding
Source: RefSeq, a predicted model, not a curated record
AUGCCUACAAAAGGUCAAUGUCCUCUGUAUCCAUGGAGCUUGAAAGAAAAGGAAGAAAUACGCAAAGAACUUGGGAUUAAAGAAAGCAUAAUAAAAGAGGAUAUAGACGCGAUUAUUGAAUGGUUUUACAAACAACCACAUUUGGCUGAAGCCCCGAUUGAUCGAGACUACGUGGAAAUGAUUCUUAUCGCAUCAAAGUGUUCUAGGGAAAAAACGAAACGUAAGAUCGACCACUUUUACAAGCAAAGGUCACUAGCACCGGAAUUAAUAAAUACGAGGAAAGAUGUUUUGUUAGAUCCUGAUGUCGAACUAUGGACAUUUUACCGACAAGCCGCUAUGUUAAAAUUGUACAAGGGAAAAAGAAUUUCAAUUUAUAAAAUAAGCGACCCCGAUCCUCGAAAGUUUUCAAAUGAAGAAACUUACAGAAAUACAAUAAUGUUGGGAGAUCUACGAUGUAAAUUCGAUUAUAUGCUUGGAGACAUUUGGAUUUUUGAUUUACAGAACGCAACAAUUGGUCACAUAUUACGAGUUAAUCUGAACUUAAUACAGAAAUUUAUCAGUAUUAUUCAGGAUGGCAUUGGUUUCAAAAUGUAUGAGGUACAUGUAAUACAAGCGCCUGCUGUAACUCAAUUCAUAUUCAACCUUUUCAAGCAAUUCGUCAAACCGAAAUUAUUCGAGCGAUUCAUGUUUCACGAAGAUAUAGAAGAACUUUACAAAUACGUUCCUGUAGCUUAUCUACCUAAAGAUUAUGGUGGUGAGGAGCCUUCGUUGGACGAAUUUAGAGAAAUGUACAAUAAAGAAUUGCGAAAAGAUGGCGUAAGAGAUUAUCUGAUUGAAUGCUGCAAACAAGUUUCAAAUGAAAAGUUGAGGCAGGGUGAUUUUAAUGAAGAGUAUUUAGUUGGAACAUUUAAAAAGUUAGAAGUUGAUUAAGAAAAUUAUUAUCAUUAAUGGAAUUUAAGUAAUGCAUUUACUUCUACUUAACUUUAAGUGCUUAAUGGAAUAAAAUUUAAUGGAAACAA